This is a messenger RNA of Crotalus tigris (Tiger rattlesnake), 4433 nucleotides long. Its product is annotated as zinc finger protein OZF-like. The transcript has 2 exons. Bases 501 to 1538 code for a protein of 345 amino acids. The record is from RefSeq and is a predicted model, not a curated record. Lineage: Eukaryota; Metazoa; Chordata; Lepidosauria; Squamata; Viperidae.
GAAGAGAGCAGAAGCCCCGCCCCCCGCCUCGACCCUCCCACUCGGUGGAUUUCCGCUUCCUUCCAGCUUUCUCGCUUCGCCCUGGCAGGAUCGGUGCUGGAUCCCUCGGGAGAGGCUUCUGGAUCCCGUUCUGGGCAGGUCUGGCUGCUCCCCCUCCGGCCUUUGGGGCGCCCCUCCCGCCAGGAGAGCUUCCCCCCCCUCCCCGCCAGGAGAAAGCAGGAAAACAACUCUGAUCAAAGAUUCACCUAGAAGUCACCUUUCAAGAGAUAACAGAAAAUCAGCCCAAGGCAGCCAGUGCCAGAAAGGAUGGAGCCUGGGAAACUCUCGGGUCCCCUGUGAGACACAAGCAGCACUCCGGAAAACCACAAGAGAACCCAUGAAUGCUCAGAGUGUGGGAAAUCCUUUGCUCGCCGGUCCCUCCUUUUGACUGACAAGAAGUUCCAUGUGGGAAGCGGAUCCAGUGAAGGUUUGGAGGGUGAGAAUCCUUCUCUGGAAAAGACAUGAAAAAUUUCAGAAGUCCCCCCAGACUAAAGCCCUAUAAAUGUGAGGAAUGUGACUUAUGCUUUGGUCAAAGGUCACACCUUCUUAGACAUCAGAAAACCCACACUGGAGAGAAACCCUAUCAGUGUCUGGAAUGUGGGAAUUUCUUCAGUGAAAGAGGCAGUCUCAGAAACCACGAGACAAUUCACACAGGGGAGAAACCUUACAAGUGUUGGGAAUGUGGGAGGAGCUUUUCUUGGAAGGCAAGUCUUUGGGCCCAUGAGAAGGUCCAUGCAGGAAUAAAAUCUUACAAAUGCUUUGAGUGUGGAAAAGGUUUCACCCGGAGUUCAACUCUUUGGAGUCAUGCGAAAACACACAGAGGGGAGAAAAACGAAAAGUGCCUCGAAUGUGGGAAAUGUUUUAUCUCGAAAUCAAGCCUGGUUCAACAUCAGAGAAAUCACACCGGAGAGAGACCCUAUGAAUGCCCAGAAUGUGGGAGACGAUUUAUGUUUCCUUCUUUACUUCAGAGGCACCAGAAGGGGCACAAACUGGAGAAACCCUAUCAAUGUGGAGAAUGUGGGAAAGGUUUUCCUACACAAAGAGAGCUUAAGCUUCACGAGAGAAUCCACACAGGGGAAAAACCAUACAAAUGUGGGGAGUGUGGAAAAUGCUUUUCCCUAGAACAAAGCCUUGGAAGGCAUCAGAGGCUCCACACAGGGGAGAAGCCAUAUCAAUGCUUCGAAUGUGGAAAAUGUUUUGCUCAACAGGGAAACCUUUGGAGACAUCAUAAAACCCACACAGGGGAGAAAUUAUACAUAUGCCUAGAAUGUGGAAAAUGUUUUGCUGACCAGGGAAACCUGUGGACACAUCAUAAAAUCCACACAGGGGAGAAGCCAUAUCAAUGCUUCGAAUGUGGAAAAUGUUUUGCUCAACAGGGAAACCUUUGGACACAUCAUAAAAUCCACACAGGGGAGAAAUUAUACAGAUGCCUAGAAUGUGGAAAAUGUUUUGCUCAAAAGGGAAACCUUUGGAGACAUCAUAAAACCCACACAGGGUAGAAACCAUAUCAAUGCAUUGAACGUGGAUAAUUUUAUUCUACCACAUCAUAUCUCAGAAGUCAUGUAAAAACUCACACAGGGGAAAGAAAUUACAAAUGUUUAGACUGUGGAAGAACAUUUGCUCAUUCAUAUUCCCUUAGAAACCACAACCAAAUCCAUACGGGAGAGAAGCCCCAUAGAUGCUCGGAGUGAGAUAAAUGUUUUUCUCAAAAAAAAAAAUACUCUUGUGAUACAUCAGAGAACCCACACUGGAGAAAAACUGUAUAAAUGUCCAGAGUGUGGGAAAUAUUUUUGCCCGAACAUCAUCACUUCGCAAGCACACCAGACGUCAAACAGGGGAGUCGCCUUACAAGUGUGCAGAGUGUGAGAAAACUUUUCAUAGUAAAUCUCAGGUUAAAAGGCAUCAGAAAGUCCAUAGUAGAGAGAAACCCCUUCAGUUGUGAGGAAUGUGGAAAACAUUUUUUGAAACGUCACAUCUUAUAAUUCACCAGGAAUUUCACACAGUCCCAGAAGGGAAAUCCUACAGUUUUUUGGUGUGGGGAAACCUUCACAAUGACGAUGUCAAGACUGCUAACAUCGGAUGUUCUUGCUUGCCACAUAUGAAGAAGCAAACACGUUUUAUUUAACCAGCAUAUCACUUCUAGAGUUAAAGUCAGACAAUGUUAGAAUAACGGGUGGGAAAGUAUGUACUCGGGGGAUAGUUAGCCAAAACAAUAUUUCAGUACAAUAUUUCCAAGGUCAGCUGUAACCAGAGGAAUUACGGGAGGGAAAGUUCACACUUCAAACUAAUUGGAGAACGUGAUUGAUGACUGUGAAAUGAAGGAGUGAGUUAUGCUUUGUUACGGGUGAUUGGGGGUGGGAGGAUUCAGGUUUUCGCUGCAUUAUGUACGUGCCGAAUUUAUGUAGCAAUAAAAGGAUUCUUUAAAGUAAACAAAGCCUCAAAGUUCUUUGAAAAGCUGCUUCUUUCGGAACUAUGACACACGAAACCAGCAGGUAAUUUUUUGUCCCAGUUUCUUGUGCUCUCCAAUGCGUCCGCACAGGAGAGGUUCCACAAAUGCUUCAGCAGUAACCAAAAUUUUAUUUCUAAUUUUUUUACUUUUCAUUUUGGAUAUUAAGAUUUUGGGGCCCGAAAGAGAAGAAGGAAACUCAGUUUAGAUGCCUCAAAUGAUAAGAGGUGAUGGAAAUUGCCUUGUGAUUCCGUUGCACCUAAAAUGACAGGGAGAUCCCAUUUUCCUCUUGAAUGUGUAUUUACCUUCCAGCCAGCCCAGAGCCCAAGGACCUCCUGGUGGUCUCCCAUCCAGCACUGCCAGGCUUUCCUAGAGUGGCCAAGGCUGGCCAGGUGUGGCCUCUUAGCUGAGACAAGCACAGUGAAAGGGAGAGUCUCUCUCUGGGUCUGGCAAGAUGGGGUUAAGGCAAGUCAAGAGCCCAGUUCAAAGUCAGGAGCUUCUGAGAGAAAAACUGCAAAGAGGGAAAGGGUUUGUGCUAAGUGACCGAGAGUCUUUUUGGAGUUGGGCAGGAUUAACAAAUUCAGGAAAUAAAUACAAACAUGGAAUAAAUAUCCAUGUUAUCCAGCAUAGCAGGCAGAAGCCUAAGGAAAAGGGCAUUUGUUUAUAAUUGAGGCCUAAUUUUGGAAAACUUUUUGUAAGGAACAAAAAUAAUGGAAAAAUUGUAUGUCAAAAUAAUUGUGUGAAGGGAUGGGAUGAAAUCAAGAAGGAUGUGUUAAGAAGUGGAAAUUAUAACUGUGGCUGCGGUGAAUUGAUGUGAGUAAAAAUGAAUGUAUUACCUAUUUUCAUGAUGUUUCUGUGGCAUGCAGAAAUACGAUAUGGGGGAUUCUUAUUCUUUCAGUGAAGCUUCCCUGCUGGUGGGUAAAUCUCAUUCUGGCUCUAUCCGAUCCCUUCAACUUCCCUGCAGGGUCUUCCCUCCCCCUCCCCACCCCAGAAGCGUUCUCCAGAGUGGGCAGGAGGGACGGAGAGACUGAGCAGGUGGCUCCUUGCAAUGGCAAAGGGAUUAGAAGAUUCUCUCCCCCCCCCCCCAGGCACUGUCACAUUUAAGCAAACAUAAUUUCCAAGUUUCUUGUCAUCUGUCAACCUGUCCUUCCUCUCUUCUCCUCUCAACUCAGCCAGACUUUCACCUUCCUUCCAGAAUUCCUGCCUCCCAAAAGCCUCUGCCCAGAGCAUUUCACCCCAUUUGGCUUAUGGGACAAGUAUAACCCAAAAACACAGGCAAUCCUCCACUUAAAUCUCAUUUAGUGACCGUUCAAAGUCACAAGGGCAACGAAGAAAGUGAAUUUCGGAUGCUUGGCAAUUGAAUUCUGAAUUUUGGAUUCUUGCCAACUGGUUCAUAUUUAUGACCGUUGCUGUAUCCCUUUUGCGACCUCCCAAAGACCAGAAAAGUCCAUGGGGAAGCCGGAUUCACUUAACGACCGGGUGACUAACUUAUCCACUGCAGGGAUUCGCUUAACCACUGUGGCAAAAAUGUUCGUAACAUGGGGAAAAACUCACCACUCCCAUAACCAAUUUCUCAACAUAAAUUUUGGGCUCAAUUGUGGUCAUACGUUGAGGACCACCUGUAGUUUUGUUGAAAAAUGUGAUAGCCCCUGAAGGAAAUAAAAGUUACUUUUAUAAAAUGUCAAAAUAAAGCCCCAGUGUAACAAUGUAUGAAACUGUAUGUUUAGCGCAAAUGUAUUAAUGUUGUGCUAAUGUCACAAUGCAAAGCCAAUGUACGAGAAGGAAUGUUUACUGCUUCCUCUUUAUGUAGAGUGACCACAAAUGGUAACCACAAAUGGUAAACGGCAAAGAUAAUGAAUUAUGACCCGGAUGGACGGAAACCGGAAGGAAAUUGUCAGGAUGAACUAUUAAGUGUAAAAACAACUUCGAAGAAUAGCUAUAGAGUGGA